Bufo bufo (common toad) is the source of this 1921-nucleotide messenger RNA. RefSeq names its product DET1 partner of COP1 E3 ubiquitin ligase (gene DET1). NCBI's taxonomy places the organism in Eukaryota, Metazoa, Chordata, Amphibia, Anura, Bufonidae. Gene Ontology annotation, biological process: positive regulation of proteasomal ubiquitin-dependent protein catabolic process; protein ubiquitination. Gene Ontology annotation, cellular component: nucleus; cullin-RING ubiquitin ligase complex. The transcript is spliced from 5 exons. The record is from RefSeq and is a predicted model, not a curated record. Gene Ontology annotation, molecular function: ubiquitin-like ligase-substrate adaptor activity; ubiquitin protein ligase binding. The coding region runs from base 95 to 1765 and encodes 556 amino acids.
ACUGAGCAUGCGUGGAAGAGUUUCGCGUUUUGCAUAGUUAGUUGAGGCAACGCGAGAGUAAGUCUGCGCAUGCACGGUCCUGAACGAUGAAGUUAUGUUUAAGAUGGAUCCUGACACCCCUACAAUUAGACCUAGGAGAAUUCAGAACCAAAAUGUAAUCCAUCGCCUCGAACGUCGGAAAAUCAGUUCUGGGAAGCCAGGUUCUCACUGGCACCAAGUUCGCAUCUUCCAUCAGAAUGUCUUUCCUAACUACACGGUGGUCAACGUGGAAAAGCCACCUUGUUUUCUGCGCAAAUUCUCCCCUGACGGGAGAUACUUUAUUGCCUUCUCCUCAGAUCAGACCUCCUUAGAGAUUUAUGAAUAUCAAGGCUGCCAGGCAGCUGAAGACCUUUUAAAUGGAUACGAAGGCGAAAUCUUGGCCAACUCUAACGAUCAGAGGUCUGUGAACAUCCGAGGCCGGUUAUUUGAGCGCUUUUUUGUUCUCCUCCAUAUCACUAAUGUGGCUUCAAACGGGGAGCACUUGAACAGAGAAUGCAGCUUAUUCACUGAUGACUGUCGCUAUGUCAUUGUGGGGUCAGCAGCCUAUCUGCCCGAGGAACCAUAUCCACCUUUUUAUGAAAUUUAUCGUAACAGCGAGUCUGUGACUCCCAACCCACGAUCCCCACUAGAGGACUAUUCCCUUCACAUCAUAGACCUGCACACAGGCAGACUCUGCGACACAAGGACCUUUAAAUGUGACAAAAUCAUCCUCUCGCACAACCAAGGCCUGUACUUGUAUAAAAACAUUUUAGCUAUUCUCUCUGUGCAGCAGCAAACAAUUCACGUUUUUCAGGUGACCGCAGAAGGCACCUUCAUUGAUGUACGGACGAUAGGACGAUUCUGCUACGAGGACGACCUUUUAAUAUUGUCAGCCGUGUACCCCGAAGUUCAACGUGAAACUCAAACUGGAAUGGCAAACUUAUACAAAGAGCCAUUUAUUAAUUCGUUGAAGCACAGACUUCUGGUGUACUUGUGGAGACGGGCAGAGCGAGAUGGAAGUGCUAUGGCCAAAAGGCGUUUUUUCCAGUAUUUUGAUCAGUUGAGACAGCUCCGAAUGUGGAAAAUGCAACUACUGGAUGAAAGCCACCUAUUUAUCAAGUAUACCAGUGAGGAUGUGGUGACUUUACGGGUCAACGACCCAUCACAGGUACAGCCUUCCUUCUUUGUGGUGUAUAAUAUGGUUACCACUGAAGUUAUUGCGGUCUUUGAGAACACAUCCAAUGAGCUGCUAGAGCUUUUUGAAAACUUCUGUGACCUUUUCCGGAAUGCUACCCUUCACAGUGAAGCCGUGCAGUUCCCCUGCUCUGCCUCCAGCAACAACUUUGCCAGACAGAUCCAGCGGCGGUUUAAAGAUACAAUUGUGAAUGCCAAGUAUGGAGGUCAUACUGAAGCGGUGAGGAGGCUUCUGAGCCAGCUGCCUAUCAGCGCCCAGUCUUAUAGCGGUAGCCCUUACCUUGACCUUUCUCUCUUCAGCUACGAUGAUAAGUGGGUUUCUGUUAUGGAGAGGCCUAAAACAUGCGGUGAUCACCCUAUCAGGUUCUAUGCAAGAGAUUCAGGACUUUUAAAGUUUAAAAUCCAGGCUGGCCUUCUUGGGCGACCUAUCAACCACAACGUGCGCAGGCUUGUGGCUUUCACGUUUCAUCCAUUUGAACCAUUUGCAAUUUCUGUGCAGAGGACUAAUGCAGAAUAUGUGGUGAACUUUCACAUGAGACACAUCUGUACGUAGAAGGAAUUCAGAGAUGUAACCUGUUGCCUUAAUCCCGUCCACUUUUAAAUUUUUUUAUACUAGAACCCAAUUCAGAAUGUUAUCCUCAAAAGCUUACAGUGCAAAUUAUGAAUAAAAUACAGGUGCGGUGAAAAUACACCACACUAAUAUGUUCAA